Messenger RNA from Cololabis saira (Pacific saury), 3023 nucleotides. RefSeq names its product zinc finger protein 239-like. The record is from RefSeq and is a predicted model, not a curated record. Bases 720 to 2678 code for a protein of 652 amino acids. The transcript has 3 exons. Lineage: Eukaryota; Metazoa; Chordata; Actinopteri; Beloniformes; Belonidae. Gene Ontology annotation, biological process: regulation of immune system process; regulation of cytokine production; negative regulation of transcription by RNA polymerase II.
AUUGAAGAUCUGCAGGAUCAGAACUAAACGAGAACGAAGCAGAACCAGGACUCGGAGAUGGACCGGGAUCAGAACCAGGACUCGGAGAUGGACCGGGAUCAGAACCAGGACUCGGAGAUGGACCGGGAUCAGAACCAGGACUCGGAGAUGGACCGGGAUCAGAACCAGGACUCGGAGAUGGACCGGGAUCAGAACCAGGACCAGGAGUCCAGCAUCAGGACCAAAGCGGGAUCUUCCUCUGCUGGUCUGCAGAAACAUAAAGGCAAAGAGAGACCCACAAGUUAUCGUUGUGAUCACUGCAAGAAAGUCCUCAACACUUCAUCAGGCACUCAAGGCCGGAGACUUUGUCCUCGUCAAGGUCCUACGGCGAGACAACUGGGCGGCACCACGGUGGGACGGGCCGUAUCAAGUUCUCCUGACGACACCCACGGCGAUUAAAAUUGCGGAAAGGCCCCCCUGGAUCCCGCAGUCACACUGUAAGCGCAUCAUCACCGAGCCAGAGUGAGAAUCUACUGAUAGAGUAGCAACGAAGCCCGGCUACAAAGGGGGCAGGAACCAAUAGGGGCCUGUCGUCUCAAACCGGUGAAGAAAAGAAGACAUGGCUCUGCGCUGUCUGGUGAUCCUGGCCUUUUUGGGCCUCGUGGCGUGUACCCCGCUGAUGCUUCGUUCCCCAUCGGACAUUCACCGCUGCCAGGAGUAAAAGGUCUGUGACUGAUGUGAUGAAAUGUUCCACCUCUGACCCGCACACCACCAUUCUAUGUGCUCCACGAACCAAGACCACCACCUUCGUCAUCCCCUUCCACACGUCACCCAAGUCCAACGACGUGUGGCGACUCGACAUGAGUAGGGUGAUGAGGAUGUUUGGUGGUACGUAUCCUGUAAUGAUUUGGUACAUAACUCUUGGUGACUAUUACACGUGGUCCUGGAAAUACCUCGUAGGUGAGUCCAACGCCGACUGGUCGUCCUCCACCACUGACCGGAAAGCUCUACAGUGGAGGAAGCAACUCAGCCUCACAUCCUCCAGAAGAAACCUCGUCAUCACUCUGCGACCUGACCAACGCAGCUCACCUAACGCUGCAUCUUGUGCUGAUUUCCUCAUCUCUCCUUGGGUGGAGGCGAAGCCUCCCCGGUACCAGUACAAGAUCUGCUACACGGACAGUGCUCCCAAAGUUGAAAUCACAACAUGGAAUGGAAAUGUGAAGAGUAAACAUGAUAAACAUGUUCAAAUCAAUGGUAAAGGUGAAACAAUGUCUGCUCCUAUUACAGAUGCAUGGUCCGACCGAGACCGAGAUCCUGCAGGACGAGUAAACUCCUGGUGGACGGCUGUGAAGUCUAUUGUUGACGCCUUACAUGUUAACUCCUCUUGUUAUGCAUGUUCCCUCAUGUCCCACUCACAGCGGGACUCGUCCUUUGUAAAACCUAAACCAUUGACUGUCUCUGAUGUUAUCUGUGUGUUAAAGGGUAUGUUCAAAGCAACGAAUACGUCUGGAAAACCUGUCAGGACGAAGUGGUUAAAGUUGAACUUAACUGAUGUCUCUGAAUGUUCUCGCUGGAAUCAGAAUCUGAUCAGAGUGAAUGGCACGGAAGCCAGAGAACACCCUGACCUUAACCAGCCUGUGAUUUCUAUUGAACCUGCACAAGUUCCUGAAAACUUUCCACUUUGUUUCAGGCGUUUAUACGCGGGUGCUAAACCGAGCGUUCCAGUAGGCUCCACCUCCGGCUGUCGGAUGACAGUCAACGCCACGUGUGGUGAAGGGCCUCUUUAUAAUCAGUCGGUUUGCCUCGGUCCCCGCGCUAACGCCGCUUCUGUGAGUGACCUGACAGGUAACUUUUCUGACACAGAUGCUGUUUCCUGGCCUUCUGAUGAAGGAUGCAGCAGCCCCACCAGCGCUGCGUGGCUCUGUGGUUAUGAUGUGUAUCAGGUUCUUCCCUACGGCUGGAUCGGGACCUGCAUCCUGAUUGAACUCACACCUGCUAUUACCCUGUACGACCAGUUGACAUACUCCACCCAUCAUUAUCCCCACUACAGGCAGAAGCGUGCUGGCGAUGUUCCAGUACAGACCACCGCAGGAGAGAAGUUCUUCGCCGGUGUGUUUCCGUGGUGGGGGGCUGUUAAGAAUGCUCACGGCGUAGAUGCAGUGCAUAUUCAACUGGAAAACUUAACAGCAAUUCUGACUAAGGGCAUGUCAUCUCUCCCGCCCUUCAUGGUCGCCACUCGUACCAUGCUGAUGCAACAUCAAUUUGCCUUAGAUCUGCUCUUAGCCUCACAAGGAGGUUUGUGUCAUGUCAUUGGUGAAAAAUGUUUUACUUACAUUCCUGAUGCUGCUGCAAAUAUUUCUGACACCAUCAGUCAUAUGAAUGAUCUGCUUGCGCAAAUGAAAAAAGGUGAUGUUUAUGAAUCCGCCUCCGGCUGGGAUAUAUGGUCCUGGAUCUGGUCCGGAGGCUGGUCUGGAAGACUCACUAAGCUACUUAUGCCCAUUGGUAGUGUUCUCAUAUUAUUCUGUGUGUUCAUUAGCUGCAUCAUACCCUGUGUCCGCUGUAUGAUAUCACGUAUGAUCAACGUCUCCAUGAUUCAAUAUACUGCUAUGGUCCAGUAUGCUGCGUCCACUGCUGAAGAUUCGGACCUCGCACUGCUGGAGGCGAAAUUCCAACAGGCGAUGCAGGAUGAUGUCGUGUAAUUAAUGAUGGUCUGGUAGAAAAUGCUUGUCAAGUUACCAAGAUUUGAUAUACUGCAUGUGCAUUAUCCUAAUAUGAUAAACAGGGGGGAAUGUUAGAGGGAAAAUAUUUACUCAUGAUGUGGCCUGUUUGAUUGUUUCUUUUAUCUAUCUGCUUUUCUCACCAUUCUUUGCUGCAUCAUGUGAACCAUGUCAAGGUCGCCUCAUCUGUAUCCAAUGUGCGAUGAUGUGAUCCACACCACACCCACAGCACGCCUACUUCUUGAUUGUACUCUAAAAUCUACACCCUUUUCUUCUGUAAAUACACACCCAUUUUUACAUGUCUUUAAAUAAACUUUGCCGGGGGCA